Messenger RNA from Cimex lectularius (bed bug), 1050 nucleotides. Its product is annotated as trypsin-1-like. Gene Ontology annotation, molecular function: serine-type endopeptidase activity. Bases 84 to 1004 code for a protein of 306 amino acids. The transcript has a single exon. The record is from RefSeq and is a predicted model, not a curated record. Gene Ontology annotation, biological process: proteolysis. NCBI's taxonomy places the organism in Eukaryota, Metazoa, Arthropoda, Insecta, Hemiptera, Cimicidae.
UAAAAUGUAGAUGUAGAGUGUUUAGAGUAAAUUUACAUUAAAUAGAAAAAAUUCUUUUAUAAAUUUUUAAUUUAACAUAAUUCAUGUGGAAUGUUAUCACGGUUCUUCUAGGCGUUUUUGAUCAUGGAUUUGGAGACGAUGACAAAAUUUGGGGAGGCAGAAAUGCAAAGCACGGCGAAUUCCCUUUUGCUGUUUUCAUCACAGGAAACCUUUUUUGUGGUGGUGGUCUUUUGACACUGGAUAAAAUUGUUAGCGCCGGUCAUUGUUUCGUGCAAUGGGACGAAAAGGGAAAAAAAGUGGAACUGGAUUUGAAACGGACGAUAGUUAUUGGGGGCAUGGUGAAUUACUUAAAACGCAAUUUGGCCUACCAACAAACAACAAUUCGCUUAUUUAAAAUGCACGAUAACUACAGAAAGAGAAAAGACGGGUCCUAUUAUCACGAUGUCGCUGUGGCGAAGUUAAACGAAUCUUUUCUCGAGACCCUCACGCUCAAACGAAUGCCGAUCCCGCAAGGAGGGAAAUCCGAAUUCAAACGACAUUGGGAUCGGUUGGUGGCAUCGGGAAACAAAUGUUACGCGAUGGGCUGGGGCACAACCGCCAAGGGCGGAACAGAACCGUCGCCGAGCAUGAUGGUCAUACAAGUCGCGUUGUGGAGCGAACAGAAAUGCAAAGAAACGGCUUGGGACCCAGAAGAUUCGGUGACGAAAUUCGGCGAAGUGUGUGCUUCAUCCGUAGAAACAGGGGAGACUUUCUGCGACGGAGACUCCGGAAGUCCGCUCUAUUGCGACGGGUACGUCUACGGCCUGGCGACGGCAAACUGGGAAUGUGGAAAUACCGUUUUACCACAGUAUUUUCUCCUUUUCUGGCACUAUCUUGACUUGAUGGCAGUCAAUUUAGAUAACAGUGCAAUUGAUAUACAUUUUGAAGUCCGUCUCAUACUUAUCCCCGUUGUCGUUUUCUUUACACAAAAAGAACAUAAAAGAUUCAAAAUUUUCGUAAAUUGAAACAUAAAAAAAUUUAACAUAUGUGGUAUAAUACAUUUUUACAACU